Messenger RNA from Hippocampus comes (tiger tail seahorse), 390 nucleotides. Its product is annotated as DNA polymerase delta catalytic subunit-like. The record is from RefSeq and is a predicted model, not a curated record. The transcript has 2 exons. Gene Ontology annotation, molecular function: DNA-directed DNA polymerase activity; nucleic acid binding; 3'-5'-DNA exonuclease activity. Gene Ontology annotation, biological process: nucleotide-excision repair, DNA gap filling; DNA replication proofreading; DNA-templated DNA replication. NCBI's taxonomy places the organism in Eukaryota, Metazoa, Chordata, Actinopteri, Syngnathiformes, Syngnathidae. Gene Ontology annotation, cellular component: delta DNA polymerase complex. The annotation marks the transcript as partial.
UAGCCUUUUCUGUAGACCCAUCGGAUGAGUAACGACAUUCUGCACUCUCGUCAGGUUCUGCUCAGGGACUACAAACUGCGCUCCUACACACUGAAUGCUGUGAGUUUCCACUUUCUGCAAGAACAAAAGGAGGACGUGCAGCACUCCAUCAUCACCGAUCUUCAGAAUGGCAACGAACAGACACGGCGACGUUUAGCCGUGUAUUGCCUGAAAGACGCCUACCUGCCGCUGCGGUUGCUGCAGAAGUUGAUGUGCGUGAUCAAUUACAUGGAGAUGGCCAGAGUGACCGGAGUGCCUCUAACCUAUCUGCUCUCCAGAGGUCAACAGAUCAAAGUUGUCUCCCAGCUACUGCGACAGGUAAGAGAUGCACUUGGCGGACACCUGGGCUGU